Messenger RNA from Prunus dulcis (almond), 1269 nucleotides. RefSeq names its product putative hydrolase C777.06c. The transcript is spliced from 12 exons. Lineage: Eukaryota; Viridiplantae; Streptophyta; Magnoliopsida; Rosales; Rosaceae. The record is from RefSeq and is a predicted model, not a curated record. The coding region runs from base 83 to 1132 and encodes 349 amino acids.
GACCAAAAAAAUAAGAGUGAUAAAUAAAGGGGCCUUUUUUCUCUUUCCAUUUGUUUAUAUCUUUCAGGUGGCCUUUUGCUAAAUGGUUCAAUGUCUGGGCACCAUCCGGCCCUCUCCUUCUCUAAGCUAUUUUGCUACUUACAAACGCCAACUAUCAUUCCGUAGCUCCCCCAUCACAGCUCCUGCAAAUGGGUUCUCUCCCUUCAGACGAAUUUUCAAUGCUUACCUUCAAUCUAAAUCAGCAACCACCGGCGCUGGCUCACGGUCACCUUCUGAACCGUCGGAAAUCAUAUUUAUAGGUACAGGUACUAGUGAAGGAAUUCCACGCGUGAGCUGCCUGACAAAUCCUUUAAAGACAUGUGAGGUUUGCUCGAAAGCUGCGGAACCAGGUAAUAAAAAUCGGAGACUCAAUACAAGCAUCCUUGUUCGUUAUCCUAGACCAUCUGGAAGUUGUAAUGUUCUUAUUGAUGCUGGAAAGUUUUUCUACCACAGUGCUCUAAAAUGGUUUCCUUCCUAUGGGAUAAGAACAAUUGAUGCGGUUAUUAUUACUCAUUCUCAUGCUGAUGCAAUUGGAGGUCUGGAUGACCUUCGUGAUUGGACAAACAAUGUUCAACCCCACAUUCCUAUAUAUGUGGCCCAGCGUGAUUUUGAGGUGAUGAAAAAGACUCAUUAUUAUUUGGUGGAUACAAGUUUCGUCCUUGCUGGUGCUGCUGUCUCAGAGUUGCAAUUUAAUAUCAUACACGAGGAUCCAUUUUCAGUACAAGGGUUGCAGUUUACCCCUUUACCUGUGUGGCAUGGUCGUGGUUAUCGUUCCCUUGGAUUUCGUUUUGGUAAUGUUUGUUAUAUUAGUGACGUCAGUGACAUACCUGAAGAAACUUAUCCACUUCUGAAAAACUGUGAACUUCUGAUUCUGGAUGCUUUGCGGCCAGAUCGGUCUACUGCAACACAUUUUGGACUUCCAAGGGCUUUGGAGGAAGUACGGAAAAUCCAACCGAAGAGAACUUUGUUCACUGGUAUGAUGCAUCUGAUGGAUCACGAAAAGGUGAGUGAUUAUCUUAUGAAAUUGAUGGAGACUGAGGGUCUUGAUGUACAACUGAGCUAUGAUGGACUUCGUGUACCAGUAGCAUUCUAGCCGUAAAUGGCUUCACAUUUCAAGUGGCCUCAUUUCUUUCCUUGAUUAAGACAGAUUACAUGUAUUUUUUUUUUUUAAACCUCAAUUGUGAAUUGAUCUUUCAUUAGCUUUGCAAUAUAAAUUUCAAUUGCCACUCA